This is a messenger RNA of Scophthalmus maximus (turbot), 4772 nucleotides long. RefSeq names its product zinc finger CCCH-type containing 11A (gene zc3h11a). Gene Ontology annotation, molecular function: metal ion binding. The transcript is spliced from 16 exons. The coding region runs from base 1713 to 4454 and encodes 913 amino acids. The record is from RefSeq and is a predicted model, not a curated record. NCBI's taxonomy places the organism in Eukaryota, Metazoa, Chordata, Actinopteri, Pleuronectiformes, Scophthalmidae.
UGCCGCCAUUUUGCUGUACUCCGGCUGCGGCAGUCAGCGAAGAGGCACGGCGCUGUCCCCUCAUAACACAACUCUUAUAAUCUAGUAAAAAAAAAUCUGAAACUGGUAAUUAACACCGCAUACCUUCUUUUACACCGCAUUGUCUCCUUUUCUGGUACACCGUAGCGUUAAAACAUAAAAGCGAAUACCAUGGUAAACACAGAAUUAACAGCCGUCUUAGCAUGUAGCUAACGCUAACGAUAAGGUCGCGAGCGGCUGGUCGUUCGGGUAGGCCUCGGCUCCGUGUGAAUAACCCUGAACCCAACGUGCACACGCUUCAAAGCCGCAUUUCGUUUUGAUCCAUGUAUGUCCUCAAAAUCCGAACCCACGUAAUCGUGUGACGUUAUAUAACUGGGCUGUUUUCGAUUGUUCUGCCGAGCAGUGUCUUUUUCCGCCCGCUGUUAGGAAUCGCGUGUAGCUCGUGCCAGCUAGCGUCGGGCUACUUGUUGUUGUUCAACAGUAAGUAUGUUAUUGUUUUACUUCACUGUCUUGCUUUUUUCAAAUUCCUGACCACACGUAUCGUGAACCGACACGGGAGGGGACGUGUGGCUAACGGGUGUUUGUCAAAUUAGUAAUUUGCCUCUGAUAUAGAAUAUUAUACACGAGACUCCUGCUAAUAUUAAAAACACACGUGUGCUUGUGUAGACUUUGUGAGCCAUUGUUUUCAGAGCAGUUGUUUCAAUUUGACUUAAGAUGGACGGCAGACUUGUUUGUCAAGCGGAUCGUCGCUGUCCAACCAGGGCCUCCAUGUCAAGAGGGAAUAAGCCUCCUGACUGGUGUGGACCCAGGAACAUCUUAAAUCUAGUUGGUAUUAAUUCUGGACUAGACACUUGAGACCGAUCAAUACACAAACCUGGGUUGAUGAUGGCCACAGUGAGUCUGUUCACCGACCAGUUUUGCUCUGCGUACUGUACCUCUGUGUGGAAAAUGUCAAGAUGUCUGCAUUGUUCUCAAAUGUCUUGUCUCUUAAUAACCCUCUUUUCAGUUCCCCGGGAGUGUCUUUGGUUGGUUUAUAGGUUAAACUCGUCCUCUCGGCUCUUUGUGGGGACCCCUGGAUAUGGAUAGCUUGUCUCCCCCCACAUGAGAAUUCUUUGGCAGAAGAUUUUUUUUUCCCUUCAUCACUGAUAAUCAACAGCUGAUGAUAUCUAGAAGCUUCAGUAUCUUGCUCAUUUUCCCCUACUGCCAUCAGCAAAUGUCGCCACGCCCAAGAAGAAGCUGAGGAUUUUUUCCACCAGCCCACAAUUGUCUCCUUUUUGCUUAAGCUUUUUUUGGAUCCAAUUUUUCUUUUUUUGGCAGUUUAUGUUCCCCCCAUUUAUUUCUUUGAAUUAGUUAAAUCAAUAGAUACAAAAAAAAAAUACCCAAAGGACUCUGUUGCAUCCACCAUCAGUAAUGUUAGCACUCUGGCGGAGAUAAAGGUGUCUCAGAGAAGGGAUAUCGUAGGAAGACAAGUGUCUCUGCGCGACCCGAUCCCUUUCCCUCUUAUCUCACGGAUCAAGUGUUCCUUCAGGACUCAUGCCACCGCGGAGACACCCCACCAGCUGUGCGCUGUAGAGGGAGACCAGCUUCUCGGCCACCUCAGGGAGAGUCCUUCUGGUCCUGAAGAGAACCACCCGCUGGGUUAAACGUUUAUAACCUCAUCACCUCCGCCACGCGAGACGCACACAAGCAUCACCAUGACCAACCAUGGAGACGACUGCUACUUCUUCUACUAUUCCACCUGCUCUAAAGGAGACAGCUGCCCGUUCAGACACUGCGAGGCAGCCAUGGGCAGCGAGGCCGUCUGCAACCUCUGGCAGGAAGGACGCUGCUUUCGGACCAUCUGCAAGUUUCGCCACAUGGAAAUCACAAAAAACAGAAGGGAGAUAGCUUGUUAUUGGGAGAACCAGCCAGCUGGCUGCCAGAAGCCACACUGUGCCUUCUUCCACGAAAAGGCUCGCUACAUUGAUGGCGUCUUCGUCCCCCCCGGCAAAGGUCUGAGCAAGAACGAGGAGCAGCCCCAGGAGGAGCCAGCUCCCCCACCAACCGCCCCCCUCCCCGCUGCAGCCAAUCCCCAGCUCCGAGGGGUGAUCAAGACUGAAAGUCAGGAGCCAGUACCAAGCCCCACCCACCCGCCAGUGGUGAUUAAUCCAGCAGAUGAUGACGAGGAUGAAGAUGACCAGUUCUCUGAGGAGGGAGAGGACGGCAGGGGCGGCCCGUCUCCUAGAAAGCUUCCUAAAUCAGAUGACUCGCUGAAUUUCGGCGUGAGCACCCUGGAAGAGAUCCGGCUCAGGAAGGCCCUGAAGAGCAGCAUGAAGAGAGCUGGUUACCCCAUCCAAAGCCCUGACUCCUUGGCCAACGGAGAGAAAGAAAACAUCCAGUCAUAUUUUCGACCAUCACCCUACGAGGCCAGAGACGGCCAACUUGUCUUUGAAGAAACCAGGAGAGCGAGAGGCAAUGUGGUCGAAAGACUCGGGAGGAAGAGGCCCGGCAGCAAUGUAUAUAGUGGAGACGGUGUCCUGGUGAACAGGAGUCUGGCUGAGCGUCUGGGCAGUGUUAUGGAUGAAGAAGAGCCGUUAAUGCCCCCGCAGAAAUCUUUCAAGCCUGUUAGGGAAAGACUGGGACUCCCUGCUGCUCUCGAUGAACCCACUCACCCAGCUGAUUCUAACACGGAGGCUCAGAAAGCUCCUGAGCAAAUCCGCAUCAAAACCCUGGAGGAGAUCCGACAGGAGAAGGCGGCAAAGUCUCAGAGCCAGAACGACGGUCCCUCAGCUGCGAGUCCCGAAAGCACCAAGACCGUCACUAUCAAAGCCACCAAGGGUGUGAAGCGAGCCAUCGCUGUCAAAGAUGACCCGAUUAGCCGCGUCAAAACGUUCUCUGAGGUCCUUCGAGCCAAGAAGAAGCUGGAGGAAGAGCAGCUGGGACAGAGCCCCAGCCCCAAGAAGGCGAAGCACGCCACGGAGAAAGCCCCAGGCAAGAGCCAAGCAGAGUCCAACACAGCAGGGCCUGAUUCUGAGGCCACGAACACGGGGGUAGUGAGAGUGAAGACUCUGGAGGAGAUCCGCAGGGAGAAGGCGGCGAGGACACAGACCCAACAGGUGGCAAAGGCUGAAAAGGCUGAAAACAAGAGGAGCACCGACAACGAGGAGAACGGUGUCAAGAAGCCUGGUCGACCGCGCAUCAACAAACCUGGCUCCCAAACAGGCAGCGUCUCAACAGAGAAGAGAGGCGACGUUACAGCGAAGCCACUGAAAUCUCAAACUGCUGCUCCCGAGACCGGCUCUGCCACGAGUAACAACGUCAAGGUCAAGACCUUUGAGGAGAUCAUGCGAGAGAAGCGCCUUCGCAGACAGGAAAUGGAGGAGCAGGACAAAACCUCAGCGGAAGCCAAGCCGUCUCAGAACCAGACUACUGAUCGCAGCCCGAAGAAGAAGGCGCCUGCUGAAAAAAGUCCAGCAUCGUCAGGCUCUUCAUCACCUUCCUCCACCUCUCUGACCUCUGAUACUACCCCCUCCACUCCAAACCCCCCCGCUCGUAAACUGAUUCCCCUCAAACCCCGGGCUGCCACACCUCUGAGCCGCUCUUCUUCUCCUGGCACUACAACUGCUCUGACCUCGGCCCCCCAGGAGCAGAGCUCUCCCACACAGGGGCGAGAGUCCCACUCACAGAGCCCCAGAAGCUCCAGGGAGGUCCCGGACAAAAACACCCGGAACUCCACUGCACUGUCCCCGGCCAAGCAGCCCAGAGCGGCGCCCCGCGGCCUCAGUGCAGAGGCCCCAACUCUCGACGAAACACCGGGCAACAAUCAGAAGAAAUCCCCAGAACAGACGAGAGACACCAAAGUGAGGCCCAAACUGAACGUGAAGCCGUCCGUGGUGAAGCCUGCGGUGCAGGUGAAGCCGGGCCAGAAGAGGAGGGGAGCCGGGCGGUCUGCUGUGGCUGCGGUGAAACCUCUGAACAGCAGCUGCACUGAGGCGGACGAGUCACUGCAGGAGGCGGCGUGCAGAGAUGGACAGGUGUUGCCGUCCUCCAGCACGGAGGCUCAGCUGAGCUCCGAUGUGCCCCACAGUCCCAGCACCCCGCUGGACUCGGGCUCCGGCUCCAGCCCCCUGAGAGAGGAGCUCCAGACUGUCCCCGUCUUCCCACACAGCCCGGGCGAGGAGACCAAGCCCACCCCCAGUAUUGCUGCUUCUAGAGAGGCCUGUGCAGUCCCCCAAAGCCCAGUCCUGAAGACCCCCACUCAGCCCAAAGCACGGAGGCCGAGCGCCGUCGUGUCCCGCACCCUGUCCACCUCCAGCGCUGCUCCUUCCACCUCGGCCGUGGACGACUUUGAGGAGCUGAUGAACGAGUUCACCGACGACCACCUGGAGGACGACGUAGACCCCGGCAUGGGAGAGGACGACCUGCUGCAGGAGCUGUCAGAGAUGAUUGACAGCUGAGGGGCUUCACUAAGCACAAACUACCCCUGUCUGUCACCCACAAUUAUGUAUUUGUAUUUACAAGCAGUGACGACCACCCUUUGUGGUUCAUGGUAUCAUGUCCCGAUGAUAGUUUCACUCAUUUUAAGCUUUUAGUUUCAUGUUUUAUUCGUCUCUCACCUUCAAUGAUGUUUUCAUUUCGUUCCCACGAGCUCCUCUUGUGACCCAGGGUCUUUAUUCCGGAGGGCUUUGAUUUUCUUAAUCAUGUUUUCUUUAUGAUCAUUGUUAAAAGUCUCUUGUACAAAUUUGCGUGUAAAUAAAAAAUGCUUUUAACGACCA